Cervus elaphus (red deer) is the source of this 1245-nucleotide messenger RNA. RefSeq names its product leukocyte immunoglobulin-like receptor subfamily A member 6. The transcript has 5 exons. Bases 1 to 1245 code for a protein of 414 amino acids. The record is from RefSeq and is a predicted model, not a curated record. Lineage: Eukaryota; Metazoa; Chordata; Mammalia; Artiodactyla; Cervidae.
AUGGCUCCACCACUGUGCAAAGCAAGUCGGCACUUCCUCGAGGAGCAAGCCCGAAUUAGCACUGGACCUAGAAGGCCCACUUCACGGUGCAGUUUCAGUUUGCAAGAUGAAGAGGCUCUGGGGACCCGCUGCAGCACGGCGCGCCUGUGGCUGACCACACCGCGCAGUGCGCCAGGCGGCACAGAGAGCAGAUGCGCUCCUACCACAGUCAGAAGACGAAAAGCCACCAACAUGCUCAAACAUGGCUGUGCUGGGGCCCGUGGAACCAGGGACAGCCAGGUGAGCCCCCAGACCUCCUGCUUCCACGCACCACCCCUGGUCACUGGGGAGCACAGCGGGCCAGGGCCGCUGGUGGCCCGUCUGGGAGGGGCGGGGAGCCCAGUGACCAUCUGGUGUCAGGGGUCUCUGCUGGCAGAUGUCUACCGUCUAUAUAAAGAGAGCAGCUCUGAAUCCUGGGAGGCUCAGGCCCCUCAGGGCUCCAGGAACAAGGCCGGGUUCCACUUUGAAUACACGAGGUCAGGUGAUGCCGGGCAGUAUCAGUGUGCAUAUGGCAGCAGGAACCGCUGGUCAGAGCGGAGUGACCUCCUGCCCCUGGUGGUGACAGAGGCUGGCUUUGACAGCUUCACUCUGACCAAGGACGAGCGGCUCAGCCCGCCCCGCCGCCUAGAAGGGCAGCAGAGCCCCGACUUCCCCCUGGGCCGUGUGGGCCAUACCCACGGGGGCCGGUACAGAUGCUACAGCGGGCACAACCUCGCCCACGCAUGGUCGGCCCCCAGCGCCCCCCUGGACAUGCAGAUCGCGGGAGACCCACACAGACGGGCUGAGAGGAGCUGGGAGGGCUCACAGGGAGGCCCCUCAGCUCAGGGUCCGGGGUGUGGGGAGGGGCUCUCUGCUCAUCACUCCCGUCCUCCCCCAGGAAUGCACAGGAAACCCUCCCUCUCCGCCCGCCCGGGGGCCUCAGUGCCCCUGGGAGAGAACGUGACCCUGCAGUGUCGCUCUGAGGUCCGCUCAGACACCUUCCAUCUGUCCAAGGAGGGGUCGCUCGCUGCUCCCCAGCACCUGCGUCUGCAGGACACGGCUCCGCCCGUCCAGGCCAACUUCACCCUGAGAGCUGUGACCUUGGCCCACGGUGGGACCUACAGAUGCUACAGCUCACAGAGCACCGCCCCCCACCUGCUGUCGCUCCCCAGCGACCCCCUGGAGCUCCUGGUCUCGGAUGAGGAGCGCCCUGCCCAUACCCACUGA